AUGUAUAUAUGUCUUAUUGAAAGGCAAAAAUACAAAUUUAAACUGAAUGUUUGCCUUUUUCAUGUAGUUCCAGGGGACCAAUUAUCAGCUGAAACUGGUCUUCUGACAUCUGAAGAGAACACUUCACAUGAUGAUUCUGUUGGACCUGAUAAUAUUGGGGGGUAUGGAGCCGUGCAGGACUUGGCAGAGUUCUUGGUUAGCCUCAGAGACCACCGUCUGGCCUUGACUGGAGAAGAGUGCGUCAAGAUCAUCACCCUAUGGCAGGCAUUGGGGGAGUAUGACAAGAGGAAAACCAUUUACCCACGACGUCACCAAACCUCCCUAAAACAGGGACGAUUCAGAGCCACUAAGAAGAUUGUGGCACCAGGUGUGGAGAGCACCAAAAGGUGUUUCGUUGGGGCUCAUAGUCCUGCACAGUGGCCUAGCUGCAACCGAGUGGUGGAGGCCAUCUUCACAAGGCUCUGUGCCCUCUAUCCAAACGUGGUGCGGUGUGAUGGAGUGAGGGUGUCCCGCUUCACAAUGGUGGUGCGUGCCUACAAGCACAUCCGAGAGUGCAUCCUCAACAAUGCUAAGGUGAUGAGCGAGACCACCAUCCAGCUCCCAGAAGUUAACACUGCAACAGUCACACAAUGGUACAGCAGGCGUUGUAAGUCACAGGAACAGGAGAUAUUGAAACAGGGUAUCCAAGCCCCUGAAGCACCCAUGGCAGGACCUGAGAACCUUCCUGCUGCUAUGCAGAAAGGACCGACUCUCUGUUCCAGCAAUUUGUCAGAGCCACACCUUUUUAUCCUGCCACCAAAUACUGCUGGGGAGGCUAAACUCAAAGGGAGGUCGCAACCUCAGGCCAUCUUCCAGGCUCCACCAUCACAUCAAGGACUUCCUGUCCCUAUUGCACCAGCACCACCUGUCUCUCUCCCUUUCAUUUUACCACCUGUGCAGCUUCCUACAGUUCCUGGUACCUCACAGGUGAUGUUCUUCAACCUCCCAUUACCUUCAGCUAUGCCACCAUCAGCUCAGACACAGACAUCCAGUCAACCGGUUCCUUACUCCACUCAGCAAUAUAGAAAGAGAAAACAGAAGAGGGAGAGCGCUGGAACAGUGACAAGAAAGUAUGUUAGGAAGACAGACGUCAUUCUUUGCAGAAAGUGCAAUAAGGAGAGAAAGCCACCAACACAUCUGCAGUACUUUGGCAACUGGUACUGCGAAGAGUCUGAGACUAAAUCAUAUGAUGAAUGGAGAGCUGUGCUGAUGGAACGAGGUUAUAGGAAAAAAAAGCCAGGAAAUGACAACCCUCCAGCUUCUUAAAAUUGCUCUU
Molecule: messenger RNA, 1315 nt
Organism: Rhinichthys klamathensis goyatoka
Lineage: Eukaryota; Metazoa; Chordata; Actinopteri; Cypriniformes; Leuciscidae
Exons: 4
Coding region: 1-1305 (434 amino acids)
Source: RefSeq, a predicted model, not a curated record